UCAUAAAGAUAGUUGUUUGGAAAAGAUAGAAAAGGGUGAGCUGAUAGUCGACCAUCUAUCAUCUUCUGGAGGCCAGGUACACACUCUUGGCACUUGGAAAUUCGAUCAGAUUGAUGCUAGGAGAGCUUUAGCGGAGAUGAUUAUCAUAGAUAAAUUACCAUUUAGGUAUGUUGAACAUGAAGGGUUCAAACGGUUUAUGGCUCGUGUUUGUCCAAUGUUUGUGUUACCUAGCCGUCAGACCGUUAGAGAGGAUUGUAUCAAGGUGUUCUUUGAAAAUAGAGAGUUGCUGAAGGACUAUUUCAAGAUAAGUGUUUAGGGAUGGUAUCGCUCACAACUGAUACUUGGACUUCUUUGUCCAAUCUCAAUUAUAUGUGCAUUACUGCUCAUUUCAUUGGUAGAGAUUGGAAAUUGCAUAAAAGAAUUAUUAACUUUGUCCAAGUUACAAAACAUUCUGGAAGUGAAAUUGGAAAACAGUUGGCUAGUUGUUUGGUGGAGUGGGGGCAUUAGGAAGGUGUUUUGUAUAACAAUGGACAAUGCUAGUGUCAAUGAUGUGGUUGCUAUCCAUAUGAAGGAACAGUUGAAAGAGUGGGGAUCAGAUAUUUUGGAUGGAAAGUAUCUGCAGAUGAGGUGUGUGGCUCACAUUAUUAAUUUGGCUGUGAAGGAUGGGCUUAAAGAAACUGGUAAAUCUGUGGAGCGAGUGAGAGAGUCUGUGAAGUGGGUUAAAUCUACACCAGCUAGGAGCAGAAAAUUCAAAGAUUGCAUUGCUUUUGAAAAGAUAGUGUCGACGAAAUUUGUUUCGUUGGAUGUAGCUACAAGGUGGAACUCAACGUAUCUGAUGUUGGAAUAUGCAAAGCCAUUUGAGAAAGCAUUUCAGACAUUAGCUAGAAAUGAUAAGAAAUUCAAGAAACAUCUCAAUGAAAAAAAUAUGGAAUGGAAAACCUUGGUAUCACAACUUCUGAUGAUUGGUCUAGUGUGGUCAGGUUGAUUGAUUACCUGAAGCUAUUCUAUGAUUUGAUUGUUCGAAUUUCUGGGACUUCAUAUGUGACUUUACACCUCUUGUUUGAUGAGGUAUGUGAAAUGUAUACUAUGAUAUCUGACUGGGCUGAUAGUAUAGAUUUUGAGGUGUCUUGCAUGGCUGAGAGAAUCAAGUCCAAACUUGCCAAGUAUUGGUUUGAAGAUGAGUUUGAGAAUUCCAAGAUGAAUCGGUUGUGUUAUAUGGCAGUCAUAUUAGAUCCUAGGCGGAAAGUUGAAUAUCUUGAACAAGCUUUGAAGAAGGUAUAUGGUGAGAGCAGGGGUAAAGCUUUGGUCGAAGAGGUGAAAGAUGAAAUGCGUCUUCUGUUUGACCAUUACAAGCAUAGGCUCGGACUUCCUGGGAUUUCUCCCAUUGUGAUUCAGGAAGAUGUGCAAGAACCUAGUGGAAGUGGGGAUGGGAAGAAGAAAGGGAAGAUUUGGGGUGAUUUUAGGAAAAUGAAAAGAGAGGCUAUUCUGAAAGGAACUAGAAAAAGUUCCAAAUCUGAGUUUGAUAGGUACCUUGAGGAGGAGGAGGAUGAUGAUGAAGUUGUUACACGAGCAUUGGUGGGUUCAGAAGAGGAUGAAUACAAGUUUGACAUCUUGGGAUGGUGGUCGCGAAGUGGGAUGAAAUCUCCUACUAUUUCUGAGAUGGCUAGGGAUAUUCUUGCUGUUCCUAUUUCCAUUGUUGCUUCUGAGUCGGCAUUCAGCACAGGAGGUCGAGUUUUAGAUUCGUUUAGGACCUCCUUAUCCCCUGAAGUUGUGGAGGCUUUGAUUUGUUGUGAAGAUUGGAUAAGAUCUUCAGACUCCGAGUUGGUGGCUGAUGCAGAAGAUGAGGGUGAUGAAGUGGUAUUUCAAAAGGUAUAUGCAGCUUUUCAAGCUCGGAGUGCAAGUGCACCUGCAGGACCUAGUGGAAGCUCUCGUGCAGGGCCUAGUGGAAGCUCUCCUGCUACCCAUGUUUUGGUCCCGAGUCCUACUAUGUCACAAGUGGAAGAAGACUGUCGACGACAAUUCUGAUGAGAAUGAUGAGACUUAUGUAGAUGUAGAGCCUGAUGAGGAGUGAUAAUGGUAGCAAUGUUUAUCUUGUAUGGUGGAUGGAUUUUUAUUUUACUUGGAUGUUAUCAUUUGAGAAUUGUAAAACUAAUGUGUUUAAUUACGAGUUGAAGAUAAUCUCAUCUAUGAUUGUCGGUAUUUUAUGUUGAACAAAAUUAUUUAUAAUUUUGCGCCAAACACCAAAUAUUUUUUUGCAUAUGAUAGU
Linum tenue is the source of this 2266-nucleotide messenger RNA. NCBI's taxonomy places the organism in Eukaryota, Viridiplantae, Streptophyta, Magnoliopsida, Malpighiales, Linaceae. The record is from the annotation of a GenBank genome assembly.